AUGUCGACCUCUCCACAGCCCUGGUACCACAAGUGGGCAUGGUAUGACCCGAAUGCAUCCAAGGAAGAAAGGAGACUGCUCCUGAAGCAGGACUUCAUGAUCCUGACAUUCGGAUGCCUCACUUUCUUCACCAAGUUUCUCGACCUCCAGGCAUUCCAGAAUGCCUACGUCACCGGGAUGAAGGAAGACGUCGGCAUGGAGGGCAAUGACCUCCAGUACACGACUGGAGUCUUCCAGGCCGGAUACUGCGCCAUGAUGAUUCCAGCCAAUUUCCUCCUCACACGAGUCUCACCAAACAUCUUCAUCCCCAUCUGCGAGGCCAUCUGGGGCUGCCUCACCCUCGCCACCGCCUUUGUCGACACAGUCGACCACGUCUACGUGAUCCGCUUCUUCAGCGGCGUCUUCGAAACCGUCGCCUACCCGGGCGUCAUCUACUGCAUCGGGUCCUGGUACAAGAGGUCCGAGAUCUCGCGCCGCCUGUCCCUCUUCUACAUCGCCGGCCCGCUCGGCACCAUGUUCGCCGGCUACUUCCAAUCCGCAUGCUACACCAACCUGAACGGCGUGCACGGCCUCGCCGGCUGGCGCUGGCUCUUCAUCGUCUGCGGCUGUCUCACCAUCCCCAUCGCCGUCUUCGGCGCCCUCGUCUUCCCCGCGCGCCCCGACUCGCCCACACCCAGCCGGUGGCUGCGGGCCGACGAGAUCGCCAUGGCGCGCGCGCGGCUGGCCGCCGACGGCAACGAGGCGCCCGCCGUCAACCUCACCAAGUCGGUCGUGGCUUCUGUCUUCAAGUCGUGGCACUGGUACGCCUUCGUGCUGCUCUACAUCGUCUUCAACCAGGCCAUGAUCACGAACGGCCAGCCCUUCAGCUUGUAUCUCAAGGCCCACUCGGACAUCUACUCGCCCAGCCAGAUCAACAACAUCCCGACCGGCCAGAGCGCCGUGUCCAUCGUGGCCGCGCUGGGCUUCUGUUAUUGGGCCGAUGCGACGGGGGUGAGGUGGGUGCCCUCGUUGGUCAUUUGCGCGUGGAUGGUGUUUGGGAGUAUCUGUAUGGCCGUGUGGUAUAUCCCGGUUGGGUUGAAGUUGUUUGCGUUUUACGUCGCGGGGCUGGGAGGGGCGCUGAAUCCGCUGUUUAUGAGUUGGGCGAGUGAAGUGACUGUGGGUUCGGCCGAAGAGCGGACUGUGGUAGUCGCGAGCAUGAAUGCUUUCGGACAGGCGCUUUUGGCGGGGUUGAAUAUUGUUACUUUUCCCACCCCCGAGGCUCCGAGGUUCAAGUUUGGUUGGUACUGGGUCAUGGCGAACAAUCUUGUUCAGGUUAUCGCUGUGCUUGUAAUUGCGUUCCUCCACACUCGUGAAAAGCGGAGGGCAAACCAGGUGUUUGACGGCGUAGAGGUUGACAACGUCGAUGAAGUCGAAGACGUUGACGCCAGUAAAAGUCUAAAGAAGUAG
Molecule: messenger RNA, 1446 nt
Organism: Diplodia corticola
Lineage: Eukaryota; Fungi; Ascomycota; Dothideomycetes; Botryosphaeriales; Botryosphaeriaceae
Product: major facilitator superfamily transporter
Exons: 6
Coding region: 1-1446 (481 amino acids)
Biological process (GO): transmembrane transport
Cellular component (GO): membrane
Molecular function (GO): transmembrane transporter activity
Source: RefSeq, a predicted model, not a curated record